Molecule: messenger RNA, 3142 nt
Organism: Nicotiana tabacum (common tobacco)
Lineage: Eukaryota; Viridiplantae; Streptophyta; Magnoliopsida; Solanales; Solanaceae
Source: RefSeq, a predicted model, not a curated record
GUUACUAAAACCAAAACCAGUUUUAGACGGUUGCAAUUUUCUUAGCAAGUUGCAAAGGAAUCGCUGAAGUUUUUUUUGCAGAGAGAGAUGGCUACAGUUUAUGCUGCAGUAACUUCUCUGAUGGGAACAAUACAACUGAUUUCACAAUCCACCUCAGACCUUCAGGAGGGUCACAGAGAACACUUGAAAUUACUCUACGACAAGGUUGGCUCUCUGCAAGAGCUUCUUGACACUAAUUCUGAUGACAAACCAAUGAAGGAUUUGCGAAAAAAGGUUAUAGAUCUAACACAUGAAGCAGAAGACGAAGUUGAAUCACAACUACGACUGGUUAUGGAGGAGGAUGAAGACGUUCAAAUAGAGGCGAAUGAGAGGCUUCUUGAGAACUUGCAACAAGUUAUAGAAGACAUCGAUUCUGUGAAGGAAGAGCUCAUCAAGCAGAGGAAGAAUAACAAUUUGCAAGCUGGAAAUCAUUCAGUUGGUGGUUCUAGCUCACCACUAUCGCAUGUUUCAGCCCUUGAGAACGAUGUUAUCUCUAUUGAAGAAGAGCGAAUGCGGGAUCAACUUACGAGAGGCUCAUCUGAACUGGAAGUCAUCUCUAUUGUUGGGAUGAGCGGCAUAGGUAAGUCAACUUUUGCCAGAAAGAUGUAUUCGGAUCCAUCAAUUGCUAGCUUCUAUGAUGUUCGUGGAUGGAUUACUGUGUCCAAGGACUACAGUAUAAGAAACAUGCUUCUAUACCUUCUUCGAGAUGCUAUUGGGAUGACAAAAGAGCUCGAUAAGAGAAGUGAUGGAGAACUAGCUGAGCGCUUGCGAAAACAUUUAAUGGCCAAGAGGUAUUUGAUUGUUGUGGAUGACAUAUGGAGCAUAGAAGCCUGGGAUGAUAUUAGACAAUGGUUUCCAGAAAACAGUAAUACAAGUCGAAUAUUGUUGACUACUCGUGACAUGAAAGUUGCUAGAUAUGCUAGCUCUCCUAAGGAUCCUUUUCCAAUGCGUUUCCUAGAGCCAAAGGAAAGUUGGAACCUUUUUUGCCAAAAGGCGUUUGCCCAAAAAGUUUGCCCGCUUGAGUUUGAGGAUGUAGCGAAGGAAGUGGUAAGAAAUUGCGAAGGAUUUCCACUAAUGAUUUCUGUGGUUGCAGGGACUCUCUUUAGCAAGAAGACACUGAACGAGUGGGAGGAAGUAGCUGAAAGUGUGAGCUCUUUUGCAGACCUUGAUGAUUAUCAACGUUGCUCAGGAGUGCUCGCUUUAAGCUAUAAUCAUCUUCCAUCAAAUGUGAAAGCUUGCUUUCUGUAUUUUGGAGUUUUCCCAAAAGCUAGGGAGAUUCCUGUGAAGAAGUUGAUUAGAUUAUGGGUCGCGGAAGGGCUCUUAGAGCUAAAGGGGGUUGAGGUAUUGGAAAAAGUGGCUGCAAAUCUUUUACAGGAGUUCAUUGAUAAAAGUCUAGUUGUUGUUAGCAAGCGAAGUUUGGAUGGAAAAAUCAAGACAUUUAGGAUUCAUGAUCUUCUCCAUGAUUUCUGCUUGAGAGAAGCAGAAGAAGAGAAAAUUUUGUAUGUUGCAAAUUCCAUGCUUUCUCAAGAACAUAGAAUGGUUUCAGAAAUCCCUCAAGGUCGUCGCUGGGUGUCAGUUCAUCCAGAUUAUGGUCAGUUUCCUCCCAUUCUUUUUGAUGAUCACUCAAAUCCUACCAUUCUUUUUGAUGAUCUUACACAUAGAAAAACACGUUCUCUUCAUCAUUCUUCCAACGAAAUAGUGCAGCGUCAUGAUUUAGGACUAGUCCAUUUCAAACUUCUAAGAGUAUUGGAUUUGGAGACAAUGAGAUUUGGUUUAUUCCCUAGUGAAAUAUUACACCUAGUUUCUUUGAGGUACUUGGCAGUGAUGGUUUCUAGUAUCCCAAAAGAUAUGACAAUUUCCAAUCUUUUGAAUCUACAAACUUUUAUUUUCCCUCAAUAUGUUCCAGAACUCAGCGGGACCAUAGAUUUACCAAUUGGAAUUUGGGAAAUGUCUCAACUGAGGCAUCUCUAUUCUACAAUGAUGUAUCUGUAUUCUCCUCCAAUGGUAUCGGCUAAUGAAGUUAGCUACCGCGUUUUGGAAAACUUGCAAAGUGUUUCCGGGUUGAGUCCUCGUUGUUGCACGGAAGAAAUAUUUGAAGCGAUUAAAAAGGUGAAGAAUUUGGGCAUUUCUGGCUCUGAAAACGAAUUUCAUAGUGAGCCUAGAUGCCUAGAUAAUCUAAUAUAUUUACAUGAGCUUGAGGCGCUAAGUAUUGUAUCAUACAGCCGUCAACCAGAUGGUUUGUUUCUUAGGCUUCCACAUCUGGAUUCUUUCCCACCAAAUCUCAAGAAGUUGACACUUCGCCGCACUUGGCUAUCAUGGGAGGACAUGACAAUCAUUAGCGAGUUGCCUGAACUCGAGGUGCUCCAAUUGAAAGAAGACGCCUUUGCAGGAAAUACAGUUUGGGAAGUAACAAAGGAGGGAUUUCCUAAAUUGAAAUUCUUGCUCCUUGAGGAGUUGGAUCUUGGUUAUUGGGUAGCUGAUGAUGAUUAUUUUCCAUGCCUUGAGCGCAUAAUUAUCAGAAAUUGCACGUACUUAAAAGAGAUUCCUCAAGGAUUUGCAGAUAGUACAACACUGCAGCAAAUAGAGUUACGUCGAUGCUCUCCUUCCCUUGUGACUUUAGCUGAGAAAAUCCAAAAAAAGCAAGAGGAGGAAAUUGGAAACAACAUCCUUAAAGUUUGUGUCUUCGAUACAAAAGAGUCAGACUCAGAGGUAGGUUAUGAGGAGACAGCAGAGGAAGAUAUUUAGAAGAUUUCAAAACAAGAUGUCAAGAAAUAGAGGAAGAUGAGCAAAUUGGUCGUGAGGUAUACUUAUGAGGAAAUGUGUUUGUUUUUCUUAAAGGGAUUGCUAAGGAAUUUGCAGAUAGUAUCAAACUCCUUGAGUUACAUAACUGUUAUCUCCCCCCCUACAAAUUCAACGAGGGCGAGCAAGAGCUGGCAAUGCUUUUGUAACUCGUGUUAUGCUUGUUUUUUCUCCGAGUUCUUGUUUCUACUGAAAGUAGUGAUGAUUUUAUUCUCAAAACUUAUCAAUAGAAAAAUAAACAGAAUACAUAGAGUUGCUGUAAUAAUAAUGCUAUGGGAUUUUAUAUUCAAAGUUUGCUUGUCUA